Ilyonectria robusta is the source of this 3645-nucleotide messenger RNA. Its product is annotated as ANTH domain-containing protein. Gene Ontology annotation, molecular function: phosphatidylinositol-3,4-bisphosphate binding; phosphatidylinositol-3,5-bisphosphate binding; actin filament binding. NCBI's taxonomy places the organism in Eukaryota, Fungi, Ascomycota, Sordariomycetes, Hypocreales, Nectriaceae. The record is from RefSeq and is a predicted model, not a curated record. Gene Ontology annotation, biological process: clathrin coat assembly; endocytosis; actin filament organization. Bases 343 to 3498 code for a protein of 1051 amino acids. The transcript has 5 exons. Gene Ontology annotation, cellular component: actin cortical patch; clathrin-coated vesicle.
UAGGUAGCCACUGAAAGUUGUCGCACUCCCAAAGGCAUCAUCGCCCCGAUACUUUGUCACUGCUGACGACGACUUCUCGCUCCCGCAUUCACACGCGCCAUAUUAUACCCGCGGCGAGCCUGCUUUCGCAUCUGGCCUCCUUCUUUCGGUUGAAUUGCUCUUCAUUUGGCACUACUCGCCCCGCGGCCGCGUCGGCCCAGUCUUUCGUCUCGUGAUCGAACCAGGGGUUCCUUCGCUUCUUCCGCCUCCAUCAUCCCUCCCGACCUUGCUGGCUCCGCGCAACUUCCUCCUCCAUCACCAGCCGAUAGCCUCGCGGAGCUUUUCCCCUCACCAACCGCAAUCAUGGCUGCCGUGCGUGGCAUAGAACACACCAAGACCGAUCAGGAGCUUGCCAUCAACAUCAAGAAGGCUACCAACAACGAAGAAAUCUCCCCCAAGCGCAAGCAUGUCCGAGCAUGCAUCGUCUAUACCUGGGACCACCGGUCCUCGAACGCCUUCUGGGCUGGCAUCAAGGUCCAACCGAUCCUCGCCGACGAAGUCCAGACCUUCAAGGCCCUCAUCACCAUCCACAAGGUCCUCCAAGAAGGCCACCCCAGCGCCUUGAAGGAGGCAAUGUCCAACCGCGGCUGGAUCGACAGCCUCAACCGCGGCCUGAACGGCGAGGGAAUGCGCGGAUACGGACCCUUGAUCCGCGAAUACGUCUACUACCUCCUUGCGAAGCUCUCCUUCCACCACCAGCACCAGGAGUUCAACGGAACGUUCGAGUACGAGGAAUACCUGAGCUUGAAGGCCAUCAAUGACCCCAACGAGGGCUACGAGACCAUCACCGACCUCAUGGUGCUGCAGGAUAAGAUUGAGCAGUUCCAGAAACUCAUCUUCUCCCACUUCCGGAAUGUCGGAAACAACGAAUGUCGCAUUGCCGCGUUGGUGCCUCUGGUUCAGGAGAGCUACGGCAUCUACAAGUUCAUCACCAGCAUGCUUCGUGCGAUGCACUCCACGACUGGCGACGACGAUGCCCUCGAGCCCCUCCGACAGCGAUACAAUGCCCAGCAUUACCGCCUCGUCAAGUUCUACUACGAGUGCUCCAACCUCCGAUACCUCACCAGUCUCAUCACCAUCCCGAAGCUCCCUCAAGACCCGCCCAACCUUCUUUCCGAAGACGAUGAGGCUCCCGCGCUCCCCGCUCGACCAAAGGGAGAGAUUGAGAGACAGCCGUCUCCCGUGCAAGCACCCAAGUCGGAGGAACCCGAUGAGAUGUCCGAAUUCUGGAAGGGCGAGCUGGAUCGUCAGAACCGCGAGUACGAGGAGCAACAGCGGGUCAUGGAGGAGCGCCAGCAACAAGCAUUGUUGUCGCAGCAGCAGGCGCAGCUUCAGGCGCAGCGCGAGUUUGAGGAGCAGCAGCGCGCCCUGAUGGAGCAGCAGCAGCGCGAGCAGGAGGCUCUCCUGGCUCAGCAGGCGCAGUGGCAGACUCAGGGGCGUCUCGCCGAGUUGGAGCGGGAGAACCUGAACGCCCGGGCUCAGUACGAACGAGAUCAGCUGAUGCUCCAGCAGUUCGACCAGCGUGUCAGGGGCUUGGAGAGCGAGCUGUCACAGCUUCAGAACAGCCUUGGGCAGCAAAUCACGAGCAAGGACGACCAGAUUCGAGCGCUGCAGGAGCAGGUCAACACGUGGAGGACCAAGUACGAGGCCCUGGCCAAGCUCUACUCGCAGCUACGACAUGAGCACUUGGACCUCCUCCAGAAGUUCAAGUCGGUCCAGCUCAAGGCCGCCAGCGCCCAAGAGGCCAUCGACCGACGGGAGAAGCUGGAGCGCGAGAUCAAGACCAAGAACCUGGAGCUGGCCGACAUGAUCCGCGAGCGUGACCGCGCCAUGCACGACAAGGACCGCCUGAACGGUAGCAACAAGGACGAGGUGGAGAAGCUGCGACGCGAGCUCCGCAUGGCCAUGGACCGGGCUGAUAACCUAGAGCGCAGCAAGGGCAACGAGUUGUCGACGAUGCUGGCCAAGUACAACCGCGAGAUGUCAGACCUCGAGGAGGCGCUCCGCACCAAGACACGGGCCUUGGAGGAUGCCCAGACGAAGCUCCGUGAUGGUGGCUCUGAUCUGGAGCAGCUCCUCCGAGAAAAGGAGGAAGAGCUAGAGGUGUACAAGGCGGGCAUGGACCAAACGCUUCUGGAACUCAGCGAGCUCCAACAGAACCAGGGCGAGACGGACAACGCCCUCGACGGACAGAUUGACGCCCUCAUCCUGUCCAACCUGGACAAGAUCAACGACAUCAUCGACUCGGUCCUCCAAGCCGGAGUUGCGCGUGUCGACGAUGCACUCUACGAACUGGACUCCUCCAUGCAGGCGGGAAACCAGAACGCCUCGCCCUCUUACGUGCUCUCUCAGAUCGAAAAGGCAUCGGCCAACGCCAUGGAGUUUGCUACAUCUUUCAACAACUUCAUUGCGGACGGUCCCAACAGCACGCACGCCGAGCUGAUCAAGAACAUCAACGUCUUCUCGGGAGCUAUCGCGGACGUGUGCAGCAACACCAAGGGUCUUAGCCGUCUGGCCACGGACGAUAAGAAGACGGAUUCGCUCAUGAACGGGGCCCGCCAGUCGGCGCAGUCUACGGUGCAGUUCUUCCGUGGGCUACAGAGCUUCCGGCUCGAGGGAAUGGACCCCAUCCAGAAGACGGACGUGGUCAUCAACAGCAACAACGACGUGCAGAGAGACCUGCAGAAGCUCAACAAACUGGUCGAGGUGUUUGCGCCCGGGUUCGGCAAGCUCAUGAACAAGAAGGGCGACCUGGGAGACCUUGUGGACCAGGAGCUCAGCAAGGCGGCGGAUGCCAUCGCAGCGGCGGCGGCGCGACUGGCCAAACUGAAGAACAAGCCCCGUGACGGUUACUCCACCUACGAGCUCAAGGUGCACGACUCGAUUCUAGACGCCGCCACGGCCAUCACCAACGCCAUCACGCAGCUGAUCCAAGCGGCCACACUGACACAGCAGGAGAUUGUGCAGGCGGGGCAGGGGUCGUCUACGCGUACGGCCUUUUACAAGAAAAACAACCGGUGGACCGAAGGGCUCAUUUCAGCUGCCAAGGCGGUGGCGUCGUCGACCAACACGCUCAUCGAGACGGCGGACGGGGUGAUAUCCAAUCGCAACAGCCCUGAGCAGUUGAUUGUGGCCUCCAACGACGUAGCAGCGUCAACGGCGCAGCUCGUGGCUGCGAGUCGAGUCAAGGCAGGGUUCAUGUCCAAGAGCCAAGGGAAGCUGGAGCAGGCUAGCAAGGCGGUGGGGGCGGCAUGCCGGGGGCUGGUGCGUCAAGUUCAGACGAUGAUCAAGGAGCGGAGCCUGGAGGAGGACCAGGUGGACUACUCUACGCUCGGAGCGCACGAGUUCAAGGUGCGAGAGAUGGAGCAACAGGUCGAGAUUCUCCAAUUGGAGAAUUCACUUUCCGCCGCGCGGCACCGACUGGGCGAGAUGCGCAAGAUUUCAUACCAAGAGGAGUAGGGUUGGGAGGGAGCGAGCGUCUCGAGUUAGACUGGGUGGCGGUGGCGGUGACGGUGACGGCACUGGGUAGGAGCAGGAGCGCUAGCCGCGAGGAGGAGGAAGAGGGGAGUGAAGAGAGGAGGAGGAGGAGGAGGAGGGGAGGGGAGU